This is a messenger RNA of Capronia coronata CBS 617.96, 1731 nucleotides long. RefSeq lists its product as uncharacterized. Gene Ontology annotation, biological process: carbohydrate metabolic process. The transcript is spliced from 2 exons. The record is from RefSeq and is a predicted model, not a curated record. Lineage: Eukaryota; Fungi; Ascomycota; Eurotiomycetes; Chaetothyriales; Herpotrichiellaceae. Bases 1 to 1731 code for a protein of 576 amino acids.
AUGCGUAUUUCGGCAUGGAUUGUGAUCCUUCGCCUAAGCAUCUGUCUGCAAAUUGCCGACGUUGACGCUGCUUUGGGCGCUGUACACGACCCUCCGCUCUACGACAGCAAGAUAUCGGACCAGGAAACCCUCGCCGGUCUAUGUCCCGACUACACAAGCUACGCCCGUCAUAAUCAUAAACCCUUGAGCACCAGCCCGUUACAACUUCCGUUCCAGAGACCGCAUUCUCAAUGUCGCAAAUUCACCUCGCCGGCGGUGGAGCAAGUCAUUGAAGACCUCUAUCCUCGAAUAAAAGAUCCAGACCUGGCACACAUAUUCCGCAAUGCCUUUCCCAACACCCUAGACACAACUGUUCUGUGGCAUGUUGACGGAGUUACAACGCAUGCAUCCCCGUCGCAGCUAGCAAGAGACAAGGACAAGUGGCAAGGCGCGCAGACGUUUAUUGUCACCGGCGACAUAAAUGCAGAGUGGCUACGAGACUCGACCAACCAAUUGGCACAAUAUCAGCCCCUUGCCAGGUCUGCCCCGGACAUUUCGAACCUCCUCCUGGGCGCCAUCAACACGCAGGCUGAAUUUGUGAUCUCUUCUCCUUAUUGCAAUGCUUUUCAACCUCCUGACCCGUCACAUCUCCCGCCUGUCCACUCGGGUCAAGAUGACUUUGUUCAUCCUACCUACGAACCCAGUGUUGUAUUCGAAUGCAAGUAUGAGCUCGACAGCCUGGCGGCCUUCCUCUCUCUGACCAACCAAUAUUUCGAUUCGACGGGCUCGACAGCAUACUUAACGGACCGCUGGUUCAAGGCCGUGGAGGCACUUAUUCGUGUUCUUGACACUCAGGCAAAACCGACCUUCAAUGCUGAGGACGGGUGGUAUGACAAGAACCAAUAUACAUUUACCAGAUGGACGCGACUCGGCACGGAGACUCUCAAUCUGGAGGGAAUUGGGAAUCCACUGGCAGGAGGGACAGGCCUCAUCCGCUCGGCGUUCCGACCCUCAGACGAUGCCACUAUAUUCGGCUUUCUCAUCCCCGCCAAUGCCAUGAUGUCUGCGCAGUUACGGCGCACAGCCGAGAUGCUGAAGGCCGCUGCGGGGGUUUGGUCGGCUCCCAACGAAGCGAAAUGGAUGACUCGUGUUGCCGAGGAUCUCCACAGCCGCGCCGAUAAGAUCAGAGCCGGCAUCUAUAAGCACGCCGUUGUCAAGCACCCGGAGUUCGGCGAGGUGUUCGCUUACGAGGUGGACGGCUACGGCUCGCAUCUGCUGAUGGACGACGCUAACGUGCCAUCACUGCUGUCCCUUCCACUUUUCGGCUUCGUUGAUGCUUCGGACCCCAUCUACCAGAACACCCGCCGCAUGGUCCUCUCGCGGCACGGCAACCCAUACUACCUCUCGGGAUCCAAGUUCCAAGGUAUUGGCGGGCCUCAUAUUGGUUUACGCAACGCUUGGCCCAUGUCUGUACUCGUGCAGGCCAUGACCAGCAACUCCGACACCGAGAUCAUGGAGUGUCUUGACCGCGUCAAGAACGUAAGCGUCUUCGGCCUUAUCAAUGAGAGCGUCGACGUCCAUCGCGGCGUGCGGCCCGGUGGCGAGGGCAUGACCCGCAGCUGGUUCGCGUGGGCCAACAGUGUCUUUGCUCAGACCAUUCUGUGGCUGGUGGAGGAGAAGCCCGAGUUGAUCCUCAACCACGAUGGCAGCGGGAAAAUGAGGUAUAAGUUCGGAAAGGGCUGGGUCGACUAA